Botrytis porri is the source of this 1326-nucleotide messenger RNA. RefSeq lists its product as uncharacterized. Gene Ontology annotation, molecular function: S-adenosylmethionine-dependent methyltransferase activity. The coding region runs from base 130 to 759 and encodes 209 amino acids. Gene Ontology annotation, biological process: phosphatidylcholine biosynthetic process. The record is from RefSeq and is a predicted model, not a curated record. The transcript has 4 exons. NCBI's taxonomy places the organism in Eukaryota, Fungi, Ascomycota, Leotiomycetes, Helotiales, Sclerotiniaceae.
UUUUUGACAACCACUUUUAUAGAAUCUCGUAGAAGACAAUCUGUCCAUUUCUUUUCUUCUACAAUUCCAUCUUUUGUAGAAUAACCUCAAUUAUCACAUCUCACAUCGAUUCCUAUACACUCUACAACCAUGACGAGUUUCCUAGGUAAUAACAAAGGUCUGGUCGACUUUGACCAGAAAAGCCUCGCAAUUGCGGCAGCAUCUAUUGCUUUCAAUCCUAUUUUCUGGAACACUGUCGCUCGUCAAGAAUAUCAUAACAAAGUCCUCACGAAACUCUUCAAUGGAAACUCAAGAUAUGGAUGUUACUUCCUCGCCAUCACCAUCUUCUCCCUCGGGAUCUUCCGCGAUUUCCUCUAUGAACGCGCCCUUCGCUCUCAACCUACUCAUCCAUUACUACUCUCUCCACUUGUUCACUAUGCAUCUUAUGCACUCCUUCUUGCCGGUAACACACUCGUCUUGAGUUCCAUGUGGGCUCUUGGUGUCACGGGUACAUAUCUUGGUGAUUAUUUUGGAAUCUUGAUGGAUAAGAUGGUGACGGGCUUUCCAUUCAAUGUCAGUAGUGCACCAAUGUAUUAUGGAAGCACAAUGAGUUUCUUGGGUACAGCACUUCUGUGGGGAAAGCCUGCGGGCAUCUUACUCACGGUCGAGGUGUUGGUGGUUUAUCUUUUGGCACUGAGAUUUGAGGAUCCAUUUACAGCUGAAAUUUAUGCCAAGCGGGAAAGAGAGAGAAGUGGGAAGAAGGGUAAGAAGGGGUUGUGAACGAUUCGUGGGGGUCGCGAGAGACAAGUUGUACAGGUGUGAACGGACAUGAGAGAGUGCGGGGAAUUAAGGUGUGAAACCGGGGAAGUGUGGGUGCGGGGUAGCAAGUGGCAUGGGGUAGCGAAGGUAGAUCAUGGUGAUGGCUAAGAGAGACAAAGUAUUUUGCUAUUUAAAGAACACAGAGCUGAGCGUUUAUCUUUCAGAUCAGGGGCUUAUUUUACGGGUACGGAUUGAUGAUUGAAUGGAGCAUUUACAUUCAGAAAAUGGGUUAUCAAAAACGGGGUUCAACAAUGGACAGGAAUGGUUGGCAUAGAUAUCAACUACUUUGCAUCAAAAGGAUUUUAUGGUAGGAAACAAGAACACGGUGUACAUAAUUAAGAUCGUUAUAUCCCUCUUUAUAUUUAUUAUAUCUCGUCUAUAUUCUAUUGUUCGGUGGGACACCGAGGGGGGGUAGGUUUUUAUAUCUUUUUCCUAUCUACUUCAUUCAAUUAGACACAGAUACAGGCGCAUCGCAUGGUCUUAGCAUAGCUAUAUAGAUCGAAUCGAUUAUGAAUUUACUACUACUAC